This is a messenger RNA of Lates calcarifer (barramundi perch), 6478 nucleotides long. RefSeq names its product mitogen-activated protein kinase kinase kinase 15 (gene map3k15). The record is from RefSeq and is a predicted model, not a curated record. Gene Ontology annotation, molecular function: ATP binding; MAP kinase kinase kinase activity. Gene Ontology annotation, biological process: MAPK cascade; protein phosphorylation; cellular response to stress. NCBI's taxonomy places the organism in Eukaryota, Metazoa, Chordata, Actinopteri, Centropomidae. Bases 1467 to 5549 code for a protein of 1360 amino acids. The transcript has 30 exons.
AUGAGUGUGUCUGGCAGAUGGAAACUAGACACACUUGCACAUCAGUGAAGGUCUGAGUGAACAUAAAAAAGAGAAGUGAAAGUCCUGAUACAGUCUUAACAGCCACUGCAGAAUUAAUGCAACAGCAUUAUUUAGAUGGAACAAAAAAAUACCGUCAAAAUCCUGAAUGUGUGUAACAAGAUGUCAUGUUUAUCAGCCUCACUAAUGCAGUACACAGUAGUUUGUUACUGAAAACAUCUUGUUAAAGGUGUAAUUAUGGUAAAAUUUUACAUUUUUAUGAACCGUUUAAAAUGUCAACUGGAUUAUGAUUUGGGGCUUCAUUCAGUAUAGAUAUGGAACAACAUAGUGUAUAAAAAUGUGAACAAGGUAGGAACAUUUUUAUCCUUUUGAAUGUGUUGUAGCAAUGAAUAAUGGACAGAUAAAUAAUGAAACCUCCAGCUAAUUUGUAUUGCAAUUUCUAUAAAGUUGGUGGACAAAAAAACUGGUCAAAAUCUUUGGGCCAGAUCCAGAUCCAAGUCCCUUGUAUGGGUCCAGUAAAAAUAUGAAAACCCUCUCAGUGCUGUGUGAGUUCAGGAGGGAGCAGUGGGUACGCUGACCCCACUCCGGUAACACACGGACCAGCAGCCUAUGUCCUCUCUGUCAGAGUGUGAUAGAUGGCCUCUGGCAGUCCGUCCAGUCCAGUAUUAACACAUGCCACCGGUGCGUAACGGAGAGUGCUCAGAGAGGCCAUGCAGCGCCAUUCCUCUGCAGGAACAGUUUGUAAACUGCAACAUGUCCCCAAAUAUUACUCCAUUUUAUUUGGAAUUCAGAGGCUGUAUGUUCGGAACUAAAUGAAAAAUUUGGAAAGCACGGGAAAAGAUGAGGUAUGGUCAUCAUAGCAGAAAAUGAAAUUUGAUUCAGAACAAUAAAUAACUGAUGAAGGAAAAAUGAGUCUAUAUCAUCCCUCUGCUGAAUUUCUUUGCAGUUGCACUGAGAAUAACUUGGCUGCAAUGUCCAGCGCGUAAAGGAGGAGACCGUAAGGACACACUGUUUUAUAUUUAGACAACCAGAGACACAGCGAUAACAUUUCAGACUGUGGUCAGGAUCUGGGCAACUUCACACCAGGCUAAAGGCGAGAGCCAGAUGUAAAAGAAUAAUUGAAUUUCUGGAUGAUUUUACCCCCCCCCCCACACACACACACACACUCCUCCCUCUCUCCACAUCUCCUCCCCUCUCUCGGGGAUCUAGUCGGAUCCAGUCUGGGGGGAAGCGGGCUUCUUGGUGCGAGAUAAUCGGCAGAUGAUGUGAGUUAAUGAGGCGGAGAUGCGGGUGGACAAACUCAGACGCGCUCCUCUCCAGCGACGACAGGUACGCAACAAGUGAGCGACGGGAGGACGAGACGGAGGAGAAGACAGAAUAAAGGAAGUAACGGGAGGGAGAGGUGGAAAGUGAGAGAUAAGGCACAUAACACUCUCCGGGUUCUCGCUAUGGAAACGGGGCAGAGCGCGCAGGUCGCCGACAUGGGAGGAGAGCACUCCGCCGGGGUGAGCGUGGUGGAACGAGACAGGGACCGGGAGAGAGGCGAGGUUUCCAGCCCCAGUCCACCGUUCAAGCAGCGUUCUCUGCGGGUCGUGUACGUGCUGAACGACGGGUUGAAGUCGGUGAUGGCCAGCAGCCCGGAGUCCGGGGCGCUGCAGUGUCUGCAGAGAGCCUGCGACUCGGAGAGCGCCCUGCUCACCACCGUCACUUUCGGAAGGCUGGACUUUGGAGAAACAUCGGUGCUGGACAGUUUCUACGAUGCAGACAUCGCGGUUGUGGAUAUGAGCGAUGUGUGUCGGCAGCCCUCCUUGUUUUACCACCUGGGCGUGAGGGAGAGCUUCGACAUGGCCAACAAUGUCAUCCUGUACCAUGACACUGACCCUGACACUGCCCAGUCACUGAAGGACAUGGUGGCGCAGAAAAACACAGCUGCUCGUACUCCAGCAUUAGGUUUUCCCUGGGUUCAGUUGCCUCCAGAGUACAGAGGCUCUGGAUUGCGCAACAAAGCAUCCAGUGGCAACUAUUAUUUCAUCCCCUACAUAGUGACUCCUAACCAUGAGUAUAUGUGCUGUGAGAGUGACGCCCAGCGCAGGGCCAGUGAGUACAUGCAGCCCAGCUGGGACAACCUGCUGGGGCCGCUCUGCGUUCCCCUGACUGACCGCUUUACCAGCCUGCUGAAGGACAUUCAUGUCACAUCGUGCGCUUCCUAUAAGGACACCCUGCUGAACGACAUCAGAAAAGCCAGGGAGAAAUAUCAGGGAGAGGAGCUAGCCAAGGAGCUUUCCCGCAUCAAACUCAGGAUCGACAACACAGAGGUCCUCACACAGGACAUUGUCAUGAACCUGCUAUUUUCCUACAGAGACAUACAGGACUAUGAUGCCAUGGUGAAGCUGGUGCAAACCCUGGAAAUGCUGCCGACUUGUGAUCUGGCGACCCAGCCCAUGAUUCAGUUCCACUACGCCUUCGCUCUCAACAGGAGAAACAGUCCUGGUGACAGGGAACAGGCUCUGAGAGUGAUGCUGCAGGUGUUGCAGUCAUGUGAACAUCCAGCACCAGACAUGUUCUGCCUCUGUGGACGGAUAUACAAAGACAUUUUUCUGGACUCAGACUGCAAAGAUACAAAAAACAGAGACAAUGCUAUACAGUGGUACAGGAAGGGUUUUGAGCUGCAGCCCACUCUCUACUCUGGUAUCAAUCUGGCUGUGCUGCUCAUAGUUGCUGGUCAACAGUUUGAGAGUUCAAUUGAACUGAGGAAAAUAGGUGUCAGGUUGAACAGUCUGCUGGGACGCAAAGGUUCCUUGGAAAAAAUGAAUAACUACUGGGAUGUGGGCCAGUUCUUCACCGUUAGCAUGCUAGCUAACGACAUCCCCAAAGCUACUCAGGCUGCUGAGAAGCUGUUCAAACUGAAGCCUCCUCUCUGGUAUUUGAGGUCCGUGGUGCAGAACCUGCAGCUGAUCCAGAGGUUUAAGAAGCAGUCAAUGGAGCAUUCUCCUCAGCGGGAGAGGCUCAACUUCUGGAUGGACAUCAUUGUGGAGGCCACACAGCGCACCACCAAUCGACUGCGGUUUCCAGUGUUGAUUCUGGAGCCGACGAAGGUUUAUCAGCCCUCCUAUGUGUCUAUUAACAAUGAGGCAGAGGAGAAAAAUGUCUCUAUCUGGCAUGUUUCUCCUGCAGAAACAAAAGGGAUCCAUGAGUGGAACUUCACUGCUAUGUCCAUAAAGGGCAUUAGUAUCAGUAAGUUUGACGAGCGUUGCUGCUUCCUCUACGUCCACGAUAACUCAGACGACUUCCAGAUCUACUUCUCCACUGAGGAGCAGUGCGGUCGGUUCUGCUCCAUGGUGAAAGAGAUGAUAUCUGAUGGGACAGGAAAUGCUGUGGAGCUGGAAGGGGAGGGAGAUGGAGAUACACUGGAGUAUGAGUAUGACACCAAUGAGACAGGGGACAGGGUGGUGUUAGGCCGAGGAACUUAUGGAGUGGUGUAUGCUGGGAGAGACCUCAGCAACCAGGUCCGAAUCGCCAUCAAAGAGAUCCCUGAGAGAGACAGCAGGUACUCACAGCCCCUUCAUGAAGAGAUCGCCCUGCACAAGUACCUAAAGCACAGGAACAUUGUUCAGUACCUGGGUUCCGUUUCUGAGAAUGGAUACAUCAAGAUCUUCAUGGAACAAGUGCCUGGAGGAAGCCUGUCUGCAUUGCUGCGGUCAAAAUGGGGUCCGCUGAAAGAAGCGACUAUAAUCUUCUACACCAGGCAGAUCCUGGAGGGACUCCGAUACCUGCAUGAGAACCAGAUCGUCCACCGAGAUAUCAAGGGUGAUAAUGUCUUGGUGAACACCUACAGUGGUGUCUUGAAGAUCUCAGACUUUGGUACCUCUAAGCGUUUGGCAGGAGUCAACCCCUGUACAGAAACAUUCACUGGUACUCUGCAGUACAUGGCGCCAGAAAUCAUCGAUAAGGGCCCUCGAGGGUACGGGGCCCCGGCUGACAUCUGGUCACUGGGAUGUACCAUCAUAGAAAUGGCCACUGGGAAACCCCCCUUUCAUGAGCUGGGGGAACCACAGGCAGCCAUGUUUAAGGUGGGCAUGUUUAAGAUCCAUCCAGAGAUCCCUGAGUCUUUGUCACUGGAGGCCAAGUCAUUCAUCCUGCGCUGCUUUGAGCCCGACCCUCAUAAAAGAGCUAUCGCCUCAGACCUGCUCAGAGACACUUUUGUCCGGCACAACACCAAGGGCAAGAAGAGCAAGAUCGCCUUUAAACCAUCAGACUACAUCCACAACGUUUCCCUGCCGGUGCAGUUGCAGUGCGAGGCCACCGGGAGCAGCAGCAGUGAACAUGGCUCUGUGAGCCCAGACUGCGACUCCAAACACGACGUUUUCUUCCAGAAGAAGAAAAGCUCUGGCUCUGAGAACCUGCUCAAACCCCCCAACUCCAACUACCUGAGUGUGCCAGAUGAGGGUUCGGUGUCAGAGGACCGCAGUGCCCCCCCCUCCCCUGAGGACAGGGACAGCGGCCUGUUCCUGCUGAAGAAGGACAGCGAGAGACGGGCCAUUCUGUACAAGGUCCUCAAUGACGACCAGGAAAAGGUCAUCUCCAACCUCAAGGAGAACCACAUCCAGGGCAGUGAGGAGCUCCAGCUGUCUGUCGACCACAUCAAGCAGAUCAUCUGCAUCCUUCGAGACUUCAUCCAUUCCCCAGAGAGGCGGGUCAUGGCGGCCACCAUCUCCAAGCUCAAGCUGGACUUGGACUUCGACUCCACCUCCAUCAAUCAAAUUCAGCUGGUGCUCUUUGGCUUCCAGGACUCGGUGAACAAAGUCCUGAGGAAUCAUCACAUUAAACCCCAUUGGAUGUUUGCCAUGGAUAACAUCAUCCGCCGAGCUGUGCAGGCAGCCAUCACCAUCCUUAUACCAGAGCUACAGACCCAUUUUGGCCCAGCGUCAGAGUGUGAGGGAGCAGAGAAAGAGGACGAGGUGGAUGAGGAGGAAGCUGAGUUUGGCCCAGUUUUAGCUCCUCACACCGACGACUCAGGGACGACGGCUGACCCCACCCACUCUGCAGCCAGCGCGCUAAACUCCACCCACUCCCAGGAGCCCCAGCGCUUGCAUCAUCAGCUGGGUGCUCAGCUGGGACGACUCAAACAGGAGACAAACAGGCUGCUGGAGGAGUUGCUGCAGAGGGAGAAGGAGUACCAGCAGGUCCUGAAGGCCACGCUGCAGCAGAGAACACACGACCUGGAGCUGGUCAGGGUCAGACACAGACCACCAGACAUUUCACCUCCCUCCAUCUUCCACAUCCCAGCAGACCACGAGCCAGACAAGCAGCUCACUGAUUGGCUGAAAGAGCAGGGGGCAGAUGCUGACACCAUAGACAAGUUUGUGCUGGAGGAAUACACACUGACUGACAUUCUUAAUGACGUUACCAAAGAUGACCUUCACUGUCUACGUCUACGGGGUGGAGUACUCUGCCGCAUCUGGCGAGCCAUCCAGCGGCACAGAGAGCGAGAGAGGCUGAAGAGCGACGUGGGCUCAGUAGAUGAUGAAUGAUUGGGAAAAUGUGGACUACAACUCUGGAGGACUCUGUUUUGCAAAAACACGCACAUCCACACACUACCAGCCCUGCAUGACCACCUCUCUCUCUCCUCUCUUCCUCCACUGUGCCUUUUCAUGUUAUAGUCUCUGCGUCGUAUGUACAGAACUGACUGAGUCUUUAGUCGUCUGUGAAUCUCAGACUUGACCAAACCAAAGCGCUUUAGUGCAGGCACUACUUUAUGUAUCUUUAUGUGCACUUAAAUGUGUAUUUGCGCUGCUUCAUGUGCUUGUGCUUGAAGACUUUCUAAGAAAAAUGCAUCUUAGUAAACAAGGAAUCCUGCACUUCUUUCUUCAGUGUAUGAAAUGCCAGCUGUAGAUUUGACAGGUGACUGUAAAGGUUUCAUUCCUCAGAGAACACAGGUCACAGUCAUAAAAUAGUAGUCAUUAGCAAUUGCAUUGGUUCAGACCUGAUCACAACCUAUGUCAAGACAAACUGCCAAGCAUAUGACCAACUCUCUAUCUGUUGUAAAGCAUCAUCACAAAUUUUAUUUGCCUAAAACCUGCCAAACCACCAUGACCUUAAGACUGAUUUAUCUCUCAAUCUCCCUUUUGGGUCUUUCCCCUUGUUUAUCUAAAAUAAGACAAAUUCCUCAAACAGCACACACUAUUUACUGCGCUAGUCUGUCAGCUAAAGUCUAAUGCCUUAAGUUUUGUAAAGUAAAGGUAAUGUAGUUACACUCAGAUGAUUUACUGAAAUAUGCAUACAUCAUGACUGCCUGCCCAUAAUAGAUUUCCCUUAUAUUCUCAUUGUAGCUGUUUUUUCCUCCUCUGUGUACCUGUAUUUAAAUGUUUUCUUUCUUUAUUCCAGCUAUUGUAUGUAUGAAUGUCUCUGCUUUUCUGUUUCCUGUUUACUUUACAACUGCAAUAAACCUGAAUAUAAUGUA